CCACACCCACACAAACCACAGCCAUGCCUCCCAAGAAAGCCACCACCAGCGCGUCCAAGAAGGCCGCCCCGGCCCACGCUUCCUACCGCGAUAUGAUCAAGGAUGCUAUCCUGAACCUCAAAGAGCGUAAUGGUAGCAGCCGCCAGUCCAUCAAGAAGUACGUCGAGGCGAACAACAAGAUCGCCAUCACCAGCAAGGCCGCCUUCGAUGCCCAGUUCAACAAGGCCAUCAAGGCCGGCGUUGAGAAGGGCGAGUUCACCCAGCCUAAAGGUCCCUCUGGUCCUGUGAAGCUUGCGAAGAAGGAGCCCGCCGCUAAGCCGGCUGCCAAACCGGCUGCCAAGAAGACUGCCGCCUCGGCGACCAAGGCCGCCACCCCCAAGGCCUCCACCACCAAGGCCUCUGCUACCAAGAAGUCGACUGAGAAGUCGGCUGCGAAGCCCUCGGCCAAGAAGGCCUCUGCUACUGCUACCACCAAGAAGUCGGCUGCGAAGCCCAAGGCCAACACUGCCAAGCCCCGCAAGGCCUCUGGUUUGGCUCCCGCCAUUGUGGAGAAGGAAAAGGUCGAGCGCACGACCAAGUCCGGCCGGGUUACCAAGACCACCAAGCCGGUAGAGAAGACGCCUUCUGUCAAGAAGAAGACGUCAGUCAAGAAAUAGACCCCCCUCCAUCCCUCAUCGGGUUGUUCAUGAUGCUGUGUCUCUCGUGAUAUCUUGUGCGCUGUACCCCUUCUCUUCGGCUGUAACUUUUGUUUGUUUUUUUUCUCGGUGCCCCUGAUUUCGAUGUCUUGGCUCUUCUGGGAUAUCUGUUUGGUUCCACGCUAUGCUUUCGUUUGUUUUUGUUUUCUUUUUUUUCCUCUGUGCUUUCUGUGCGAGUUGGUCUGGGUGGCGUCCUGUGGUGGGUUUCGUAAGGGAAUGUCUAUUUAGUGAGCUCAUCUGCGGGCGAGCGCUAGGUGAAUGAAAUGACUUCGGU
Molecule: messenger RNA, 969 nt
Organism: Penicilliopsis zonata CBS 506.65
Lineage: Eukaryota; Fungi; Ascomycota; Eurotiomycetes; Eurotiales; Aspergillaceae
Exons: 7
Coding region: 24-656 (210 amino acids)
Biological process (GO): chromosome condensation; negative regulation of DNA recombination; nucleosome assembly
Cellular component (GO): nucleus; nucleosome
Molecular function (GO): structural constituent of chromatin; nucleosomal DNA binding; double-stranded DNA binding
Source: RefSeq, a predicted model, not a curated record